Messenger RNA from Dendrobium catenatum, 1102 nucleotides. Its product is annotated as putative disease resistance RPP13-like protein 1. The record is from RefSeq and is a predicted model, not a curated record. The coding region runs from base 151 to 759 and encodes 202 amino acids. NCBI's taxonomy places the organism in Eukaryota, Viridiplantae, Streptophyta, Magnoliopsida, Asparagales, Orchidaceae. The transcript is spliced from 2 exons.
AGUUGUUCUGCUCUCUCUACCUCAAUCGCCGCUGCGAUUGAGGGAUUUUGUGUUGGUCCAAUCAUGGAAAAGAUCAUCAACACUUGCUCUGAUUACCAUGAGGAUUACAGUAAAGAUUAGCUUAAAGAUCAAUUCAGAUGGCAGACAGGCAUGAAGGAGGAACUUGAAAGGCUGCGAGAGAACCACCCCAAGAUGCAAGCUGUCGUCUUUGUUGCUAACCAAGCACAAAUCAGCGAUCCAGCUCUCAACAAAUGGAUAUGGCAGCUGCGAGAUGCUAUUGAUGAGGCAGAUGAUGUGCUCGAUGAGUUGGAGUACAUGAAGCUUAAACAACAGCUCCCCAAAAACACGGAUGAAACAAAGAAAAGAAAGUUCACGAGCUUUCUAUUUGAAAGUGCCCGUAAAAUUCUCAAAGUUGGCGAACGUGUUCUCAAAAUUGAUCCCAACUUGAAGCGACUGGAGAAGGCUGUGCAGAAACUUGAUAAAGUUUCGGCUGAUGUUACUAAUUUCCUUCAUCUUUUAGACAGCGCGAAGCAGGAACAGAAGGAGCAGGAGGUUGAUUUCUACAAAACACGUGAAACUGGAUCUUUGCCUAAAAAUGAUCUCAUUGGGCGGGACAAGGAUAAGGAGCUUGUUAUGGAGUGGCUUAGGAAGCCAUCAAAUGAGCAUCGGGGAACUGAUUUGCACAGAAACAUUUCUCUUCUAUCUAUAGUGGGGCAUGGUGGUAUGGGAAAGACAAACUCUCUUGCAACAUGUCUAUGAAGAUGAAAUGACAAAGGAAUUUUUUGAUCUUAAAAUGUGGGUUUGUGCUUCCAACAACUUUGAUGUGAAAAAAGUCAUUGCUGAUAUGUUAUCAACUCUUAAGAAGGAGAGGCCUCGUUUGGACGACACACUUGAUGCACUUCAAAUUAGUUUUCGGACUGAGAUUAUGUCCAAGAAGUUCUUACUUAUUCUGGAUGACAUUUGGGAGGAGGAGGAGGAGAACCGCGAUAUCAGCAAAUGGGAGGAUGUGCUCGCUCCUCUAGCUUAUGGGAAAUUUGGUAGCAGGAUUUUGGUGACAACUCGAAUGGACUCAGUUGCAAUGAAGAUUGCAAAGAUCAUUAAA